AUGAAGAAAAACCACAGUCCCACUGGAACCCCUUUUUUUUGCCCCAGCUACAUAACCGACGUCAAUGACGAAGCUGUAGAGGUUAGGAAAUUUGCACUAAUACAAAAUAUAAAACCAGGAUUGAUCGAAAUAAUGUUCAUUUAUAGUCUGGAAAAGGCAGUUAGCGAAAAUGACUCAUCACAACUGACCGUCAUCGUCGGAUGUAUCACUGGUCAUAGACAUGAACAUCGAUUUCGUUAGAUCCGGUUUCAACGCAAACGCCUCAUCUUUCAGUCCAGUAAAAUCGUUGUAAUGUGGAUUUUCUAUUCCUUUUUCGAUCGUUGUCUUAGUCAACUCGCCAGCACCGAAGUAGAAAUCUCCUGAUGCAACAUUAUUAGGGGCGAAUUCCGAGCCCUGCUGACCGAUAGUUGGUGAAAGACGCGCUCCUUCUCUCGUUUCAUAUAAACUAGAAUGAUUUCCCGAAAAACGUGUAAGAUGUGUUGGAAGUACGGCUACUGUAUGAGGAGGUUCAGGCACUUUUUUACCGUGCCGUUCCAUCUCGGUCACAUAUUUGUCAUAUUUUUCUCUGAACGCUGUAACAGCUUCUUUAGCAUCCCUAUCGUAAACCUUCUGUAAUCCAGUCUGCUCAAGAAGUGCUCCCACUAAACGCCAAGUUUGAGCGACACUAGACUGUCCCAAAUGCAUAGCCAAAUUGGCGUUGUGAUUGCACAAGGUGCGAAGCGGGUGGCCUCCAGCCAGAUAAUUUUCCGCCAACUUAUAAAAGGCAGACGGUUGCAGAGUGUUCAUGGCAUUAUCCGGUAAACCACAUGAAAGCUGACUACGUACUGGUGUGCGGAAGGGAUCAUACGGUUGUCUCCUCCUGGCCAUGUACUGUUCUUGAUGUUUUAUGAUCGGAAUGUGAGAAUUUGCUGAAAAUGCACUUACUAUCAUGGUCCUUUAAGAAUUACCCAGUAUCUCACCUGCAACUCCAACCAGACCAUCAGGUGCAACGUCUAGGGCCAUAUCACAAGCGUACGAUAACGGAGACUGUUUUUGUUCCAUGCGAUGGAGCACCAACAGACCAUCCUUUCCACAUGAAACAAUUCGUUCUGGAUCUUGAAUGCUCCACCACAUAUCAGUGACACUGUCACUAUGAUCUUCGAAGCUAGCAAACGGUAGGAACGGCCGCCGUAUAUCCCAUAUAUGGACGCUCAUAUCGUUUACAACUUAAUGAACUUGUCUCUGCCACCACCAGAUGCGAUCAAAUGGCGUUCUCUUGGAUUGAGUGCAAUACUUGCCGCAUAG
Molecule: messenger RNA, 1284 nt
Organism: Haemonchus placei
Lineage: Eukaryota; Metazoa; Nematoda; Chromadorea; Rhabditida; Trichostrongylidae
Source: the annotation of a GenBank genome assembly